AUGGAGGUGUUGGAGAGAAACGAUCUCGCGUACCAUCGAGCAGUGAAGGAUGGAUGCAUGUACGACGUUGUUGCCAGCUGCGUCGUGGAUGAAUUCCCAGAGUUUUGUUCACUGUCCCAGUCCGCAGCAAAUGCUGCAAACCAAGUGGCGCGACCUGAAGCAGAAUUGCAGAUCUGCUGCAAAAUGCUUGGUUUCAUCAAAAACCAAGUUGGUGAUCAGCCAACGCCAUAUCAAGACAUUGCUCCCCAGAUUUUGCGAAGCAAGCCUCCACGGCCAGAAUGCAUUCCGCAUCUCUACAACUUCAUGAUCCGGUGUGGAGGAGGGAAGAGUGCGCAUCUCUUUCAAAACACCGAAUCAUUUGUGAAGUCAUACGGCCAUAGUGGAAGGUCCUUUGGUGUGAAAGCCUGGGACAACCUUGGUUUGGAUGUCCGCCAGAAGGGUAUGGAGCAGUGUGUGCUUUGGCGACAUGCCAUGCUGAAAGCAAUGUAUUGUCACCAAGAGGGAUUGGUCACCCACGCCGAUAUCAAGAAGAGCUUGCAGCAGAGGGAUCUUUUCGCCAAGGUCAUGCAAUUCGAGGUACUGCACCAAGAUGUCAGGAAGUUUGGUGAGAGCCUGACAGACUUGUCAGCGCACCAGCGUUUGAUGGGCUUGGGUAUCUUCGAGGUGGUUUCGGUGAUUGCAAUCUUGGGCAAGAAGCCGAAGGAGAGCGUGCAUCCCUUUGAGCCUUGCAAUGACACGACCGAAGCGGCCUUCCAGUGCGCGCAGUUCUGGCGCAAGUUCUCAGAGGAUCAUAGGAACUCUCCUUGGGACCCAGUGGCCGCUGCGACAACUGCACCAUCUUCUUCAUCAGCUGCACCGGCAGGCAUGAAAAGCAGGGACUACACUGAUGAUGGUCGACUCAUUUCCAAUGCCAUGGUCCUUGAUGCAGGGUUUGAGAAAGGAUCCACUAUCGUAAGGAAGUCCGAUGGUACGCAAGCCACAAUCAAAGACAUGACCGCAAAGAAGGUUGUUGUGACAUGCUUGGAUGAUGGAACGGAUUACAAUCUUGAUGUGGAUAAACUUAUCGGUGGUGAUUGGAAGCAUCAACCAAAAGCAAAGGUGCAGGAACCAGUGAAGGAUCCCCAUGCAUGGAAAGAUCUCAUGAACGUGAGUGUAAUCAAAGCUACUGUCGUUCAACGGUUGCAACGCGCAUUGAAUCAGCACCGGGAUCAAAACAAGAACUUGGAACUCUUUCAGAAGCCAAAGGGGGUGACUGCUGCAGCAGACAUCGCCAAGGACAAAUGCGUGUUGAUUCCUUUGACAAACAAGGUUGAGGUUGUGAAAAAAUCAGAGGCCAAGGCACCAACAGCAUCGGCUAUCCAAUUGGAAGUUGAAGAGCAUGAUGGGCAAGAGUUCAAUGUUACUUUGCAGCCUCCCGGAGUUCAUGCACCAUUUUGGCUGAUGAAGGUCACGAGUGAGCGAGAUGAUGCGAACAUGUUUUUGGUGAAGCACGAUAAAAUUGUGGUUGCCAGGAACCCUGGCAAAAUUGAGGCUGGGGAAAGCCUCAUUUUGUAUCGUCCUGAGAUUGCUAAGAAGGCGCCCGAGCCCUUAGAGCUUGCAUCUUUGCACCCUGUCAAGCGAAUGAAGAAGAGCACAUCAUAA
Durusdinium trenchii is the source of this 1641-nucleotide messenger RNA. The record is from the annotation of a GenBank genome assembly. Lineage: Eukaryota; Dinophyceae; Suessiales; Symbiodiniaceae.